Messenger RNA from Lepus europaeus (European hare), 5479 nucleotides. RefSeq names its product solute carrier family 24 member 3 (gene SLC24A3). The transcript has 17 exons. Lineage: Eukaryota; Metazoa; Chordata; Mammalia; Lagomorpha; Leporidae. Gene Ontology annotation, molecular function: calcium, potassium:sodium antiporter activity; calcium channel activity. The record is from RefSeq and is a predicted model, not a curated record. Gene Ontology annotation, biological process: calcium ion transmembrane transport; intracellular calcium ion homeostasis. The coding region runs from base 1 to 1944 and encodes 647 amino acids. Gene Ontology annotation, cellular component: membrane.
AUGCCGCCGGCCGGCGACGAGGACCGCGCGCGCCGCCGCCGCCGCCGCCGCCGCCGCGGGGACCUUCUGCUGAGCCAGCUCUGCUUCCUAGCCUCGGUGGCGCUGCUGCUCUGGUCGCUGUCGAGCCUGCGAGAGCAGAAGGAGCUUGACCUCAUGGACCUCAUCGGGGAAGACAGAAAGUGGAUGGUGGGGAGGAAGCUAAUGCAGGUGAACGACACUCUCACUUUCGAAGAUGCAGGACUCCGGAGCAGCAAGAACUGCACUGAGCCAGCCCUGCAUGAAUUCCCCAAUGACAUCUUCACCAAUGAGGACAGAAGACAGGGAGCUGUGGUCCUGCACGUGCUCUGUGCCAUGUACAUGUUCUACGCGCUGGCCAUCGUGUGUGACGACUUCUUCGUCCCCUCCUUGGAAAAGAUCUGUGAGCGUCUGCACCUCAGUGAAGAUGUGGCUGGGGCGACAUUCAUGGCGGCAGGCAGCUCGGCCCCAGAACUCUUCACGUCGGUCAUAGGGGUCUUCAUCACCAAGGGAGACGUGGGCGUUGGCACCAUCGUGGGCUCCGCCGUGUUCAAUAUCCUGUGCAUCAUUGGGGUCUGUGGGCUCUUCGCGGGGCAGGUCGUGGCUCUUUCCUCCUGGUGCCUGCUGAGAGAUUCCAUCUACUACACGCUGUCUGUGGUCGCACUCAUCGUGUUCAUUUAUGAUGAAAAAGUUUCCUGGUGGGAGUCUUUAGUGCUUGUGCUGAUGUAUGUCAUCUACAUUGUCAUCAUGAAGUACAACGCUUGCAUACAUCAGUGCUUCGAGAGGAGGACCAAAGGUGCUGAGAACAUGGCCAACGGCCUGGCCAACAACGCCGAGAUUGACGACAGCAGCAACUGUGACGCCACCGUGGUGCUACUUAAGAAAGCCAAUUUCCACCGCAAAGCAUCAGUGAUCAUGGUGGACGAGCUGCUGUCAGCCUACCCACACCAGCUUUCUUUCUCCGAGGCCGGCCUGCGAAUCAUGAUCACAAGCCACUUCCCUCCCAAGACCCGGCUCUCCAUGGCCAGCCGCAUGCUCAUCAAUGAGAGACAAAGACUGAUCAACAGCAGGGCCUAUGCCAAUGGGGAAUCCGAGGUGGCCAUCAAAAUCCCCAUCAAGCACACCGUGGAGAACGGGACAGGGCCCAGCAGUGGCCCAGACCGGAGCGUGGAUGGGCCUCGGAGGGACGAUGUGGUUGCUGAGGCUGGCAGUGAGACAGAAAAUGAGAAUGAGGACAGUGAGAACAACGGCAAUGACGAGGAGGACGAGGAGGACGAAGAGGAUGAGGAGGGACCAUACACGCCCUUCGACCCCCCCUCUGGCAAACUGGAAACAGUGAAAUGGGCGUUCACCUGGCCUCUGAGUUUCAUCUUGUACUUCACCGUCCCCAACUGCAACAAGCCCCGCUGGGAGAAGUGGUUCAUGGUGACGUUCGCGUCCUCCACGCUGUGGAUCGCAGCCUUCUCCUACAUGAUGGUGUGGAUGGUCACGAUCAUCGGCUACACCCUGGGCAUACCGGACGUGAUCAUGGGAAUUACCUUCCUGGCCGCCGGAACCAGCGUGCCCGACUGCAUGGCCAGCCUCAUCGUGGCCAGACAAGGCAUGGGCGACAUGGCUGUGUCCAACUCUAUCGGCAGUAACGUGUUUGACAUCCUGAUCGGCCUGGGGCUCCCCUGGGCUCUGCAGACCCUGGCUGUGGAUUACGGAUCCUACAUUCGACUGAACAGCAGGGGGCUAAUCUACUCCGUGGGCCUGCUCCUGGCCUCUGUCUUUGUCACGGUGUUCGGCGUCCACCUGAACAGGUGGCAGCUGGACAAGAAGCUGGGCUGCGGGUGCCUCUUCCUGUACGGCGUGUUCCUGUGCUUCUCCAUCAUGACGGAAUUCAAUGUCUUCACCUUUGUGAACUUGCCCAUGUGUGGCGACCACUGACCGCUGGGCCACCCACAGAGGCUGUUCCUCCUUUUCCGUGCAAUACGAGACCCGGCCACACCCCGAGUCACACAGGCCCCACAGGGCCGUGGCGUCCGUCUCCCGAGCUGUCCACAGGUCUCGGCUCUUGUCCGGGUGACCCAGACCCUCCCAGCCCCCUCCUGGGCUCCCCUUGUCUCCCUGGGUCCUGCCUCCCACCCUCUGGCCCGCCCACCCCUUCCUGCCUCCUCCCUGUGAAGACAUCCAACACCCACGUGAGUUUUCCAGCUCCGUUUCUGAACCGGGACUGAGAUUCUAGAAAAAAACAAAAAAAACCACAGAACUGGCUGCUAACUGGCCCGAGCCAGGCACAACUUCUUAACGAUCCCUCCUCCUUUUUUUUUUUAAGUUAUUUGCCGGAAGACGAACCUAAUUUAUGAGCCGAGACUGUUGAAGAAGUGGAGGAGGGGGGCUGUUGGUGCGCUGGUGAUGGGGAAUGCUUGGGAUCGCAUUCUGGGUAGAUUGCGGGGUUACUGGCUGUGGGGGUCGUGUUGGGAGGGGGGAGAGGGGGGGGCCCCCCCACCCCGACUUCCUUUGCUUCCUGCCAUCAAGAGCUCCUCUCUGGCUUCUUUCACUGGGCUCUGAUGACUCAGUGACCUGAGGUUGCCCUGCAGGGCAGCCUGCUGGGAUUGAGCCCUGGGCACGUUUGGUGAACGCUUAGUGGAGGACCGGGCUGAGUGAGACCACAGGGAACAAAGGCGUGACCCUUUCUGCCCAUGUCCCCCCACGGGGCCUUUCCCUAGAGAAGAACAAUGCAAGGUGCCGGCAGAAGGAAGAAGACGGCUUCCACCUGUCCACUCUCGCCAUCUCUCUCUCACUAGGUUCUCUCUAGUUUCUCAAGCAAUAGUUCUAGCCUGCCUGAGGCCUCUGACAAGCUCCAGCCGUCCACCCGCGAGGUGCCAGGCAGCCAACGACAGAAGCUUCCCCAACGUGUGUUGUCCCUGAGAUGUGCUCUUGUUGCUUGGUGUUGGGGGGACAGGGAGCAGGCCCCCAGGCCUGCCCCGCCUUCCGGGCCGGAGUUUCAGACACUGGUUUCUUGGAAAAUGGAGAGAAGCGAAUUUUUGCACAGCUGUUGUCAACAAGUCCCAAUUUGCCACUUGGUAUCGAGUACACUGGACCCUGACUGCUGGCUCUUGGGAAAACGUCCUUUCUACUCGGGCCCUGCGGCCACGCUGGCCUGGCCCCGCCCUCCCUUCCUGGAGGGAUGGCCAGGGAAGGAGCAACCAGAACUGACACCUUUGGAACCACAGAAUGUGUUCAGCGCAGACUUCCUGGAGGGCAUAAGUUAUUGUAAACGUUUAUAUUUUGUUUUUUGGAUUUUUUUUUUUUUUUUUUGCCAACCACUGUUCAACAGCCCUGCUAGAUUUUGUAUGAUGCUGAAUUAUUAUGUAGAUUAAUUCCACCCACUUGAGACACACCCAUGCUUGGUACACUUGUAUUUAUUGAGAACUGUGGAUUCUUGCCCCGUGAUGCCCCUUGCAUUUACGUUAAGCACUGAUCACUUAUCAUUCAUGAGGUAUGGUUCCCCCCUCCUCCCCGUCCCUUGUACACAUUCUGGUAUGAAUUGUAAAAAAUAACCUGCUCCACAUGGGUCGGAUGUUUCUGUCUGGGAUGCGAAACCGAGGCCGGCAUUUUAGCCGAGGGGGCACCUGCUCGGCCGAGGAACAGGAGAGAAAUCACCGAUUUGGGCUCUCAGAGCUAAGACACACUUACUGAUUCUGUUGCACAUUUUGCACUGGUUUAUGGCGAUUGUUUUCUCGGACGGAUAGUGUAAAAUAAACUUCUCUGUUCUGUAUCCUUCCUGGAGCAGAGUGGGUUCCUCUCUCCAUUGGAAAUGUCCACUGGAUGUGGGGAGAAGGCAAGGAAGGGCGCAUGAUGGCAGCCACCCUGUGGCCGGAUGUUUGGGCUCUGGUGUUCUCGGUUGCCGGGGUGGGGGGAGGGGGUUGGAACGGCUAGUCUCCAGCUGGCAGAUUGCCAGGAUGAAGUGGCCAGUCCUGGCUCCCUCGAAAUCCUGAAAGACCUUAACCCUGUCAUCUGGUUGUUGUAGGGUGGUUGGCUGGUUUGUUUUCCCACUGAAUUUGUGGAAAUGUUACAGGUCUUUUGGAUGGCGACUCUUUUCCUCUGCAAAGUUCUUGGUCUCGCGGACUUGAAGAAUGAGGCACAGGAGCAAUGGAAGGGGAGCAGGAAGGGAAGUGUAUUCAGCCCUGGACAAAGCAGAAGUACAAGGCAAAGUUCCCAGCAGCGCUAAGAGGGGUCCCAGAGGGGUGGCUGGAGAGGAGAUGGUGUCUAGGGGGAGUUGUAUACUUUUUAACUGGGGACCGUUCCCUGGUUGGUCAGGGGAGAGCCAAAUAAGGCAUUGAAAAGUGACUGGUUUUUAUUGGUUCCUGACAGAUGUAAAUAAGGGAUUGAGAAGUGGCUGUUUUGAUUGCUGAUUUGGCUACAAGUUAAGUCACCAAUCACAGAAGUCAGUUGUUUGACUUCUCCAGACAGUGGGGCGAGCACCCCCACCCACUUCCCUGUCCGUCUGUCUGCCUUGCCAGGAAUCUGCCCGCAUCAUAGAAUUUUAGAGGGCUACCGGUCCCAGACAUUGUACCAGGAGCUCGUUCCUGGGGUGGACGUGAGAGGAAAAGGGUGGCAGUGCAGAUGGCGACACUCACGCAGUAACCAGGUCUCCAUCUUGUCGCAUCAGGAAAACCGAGACCGCCUGUAGAGUAGCAACGUACAUGCGAUGGACCAGGCCAUGCCUCAGAGUGGGUUUUGCAGAUGUUUGGUUUCAGAACACAGGGCAGAGUCCUAAACUCCACCAAAGAUGUUAUAUGGUUUACUGUCGUUCCAGGGGCGUUUAUAUCCUGAAUAAAGUGCACUCCAAAAGCUGGACUUGAGUGAUGUCACAUCAUCUGAUUUUCUGGGACAACUGAUUCCAGAAAACUGUACUCGGAACGUGGGAACAAUUGUGCUGAGGCAGCUCAGACUCCUCCCCCCAACUUGUGAGGCAUGCCCACAGGUGGUUGCUAAAAACAGAUUCAUGGUGUGUGAAACUGUUUUCAGCAUACACUAGAAUUUGUGAAUUCCUGCAACCAAAAGAAAGAAAUGCAGGUGCCACAUCUCUCUUUUUAAGGUGAGGGAAUGGGGCCAGCACUGUGGCACAUUGGGUUAAAGCCCUGGCCUGAAGCACUGGCAUCUCAUAUGGGUGCCAGCUCUCUGCUAUGGCCUGGGAAAGCAGUAGAAGAUGGCCCAAGUCCUUGGGCCCCUGCACCCAUGUGGGAGACCCAGAAGAAGCUCCUGGCUCCUGGCUUCAGAUCGGCGCAGCUCUGGCCAUUGCGGGCAAUUGGGGAGUGAACCAGCAGAUGGAAGACCUCUCUCUCUCUCCCCUCUCUAUUGUUGAGUUUUUUUUUAAAGAUUUGAUUUAUUUAUUUGUUUGAAAGUCAGAGCAACAGAAGAGAGACAUAUUUUUUAAUGUACUUAAUUCUGGGCAUCAUCUGUAAAAAAAAUAAAA